AGAAAAUGGCAAAAUUCUGAUCAUCUCGUGGCUAGUUGUCGUAGUCUUUCUUCGAAAGCCAACCACCAAGGGCAAGAGACCUGAACGACCAGACAAUUAUGGGUGAGUAUUAUUGUUGUCGCCCUGGACAUUGGCAGACGGCUUUGUCUGUGGUCUGGAAUCGACGUGAGUAACGAGCCACCGAUCAGGCUUCUCCUGGGCUUGCCAGAAAUCAUACACUCGUAAUACCUACGAUAAAAUUUAAAAAAAAAAAAAAAAAAAAAAAAAAACUACUUUUUUUUUCUUUUUUUUUUCCCCCUUGCGAGAAACCACACGACUCUGAGUGGAAUCAGGCAUGCCGUUCUAUAAUUAUCACCUCAAGUUUGAGCUGUACCCAAAUCCUGACCUCGAAGCGACCCUUUCUCACUACGACAAGGACCCCGCCAACAUUUGGCUUCCGACCGAUGCCGCAGGCAUCUUUGGUCAACUUCCAUCACAUCCGCGAAUACACUCUGCGACAGCAGGUGGCAAAUCGACCUGGACAACAUCGGCGGCGCGUUCAGUUACAGAUACACGAGACAAGACCUGGGCACACGACUACAUUCCUGCUGAAGACCGACGGCAGAUCCAGCAGCAUCACUCCCAGGUCAUUGAUUGCGGCCCGUCGCGACUGGUCCAGCGAGGGCUUUCUACUUCGACGGGAGAGACAGACGCUGAGAGCAACAUUACACACGUAAGCGAGCGUCAGUUUCGUGCCAGAUCUCAGAGCAUCCCCGCGCCCAAGUUCACUGCCGGACUCAGGCCCAAAACGGCUGCCAAGGACUGGCGAUUCGGGCGCAUCAACAUCGAGAGCUUUGACCUGGAUGGGGACGAAACGGACACAACGGCUGGCAAGGGAGGAUUGGGAAUGUUGGGAAACAAUACAGGCCAAAAGAUGGUGGAAUCCAACGCAGAGGCCUCGGGCGCUGCCAGCGGCUCGACGAGCAACACGGCCGGUGUCAUGCCGGCAGCCUCUCUGGGACCGACCCUUGGAGGGGCAGCUCAGGCGACACGCGCGAGAUAUGUACCGCUGGAGACCAAGAACACCGAGAUCGGCUGGGGCAUCGUGCACUUGUAUCGCGAGGGCAGCGAUGGUAGCAGUUCCAAGGCCACCGCGUCUUCAGUAGACAAGGGGAUCGAGGGUGUCAACGACGACGACGGAACUAUUCUUUGUAUACCGGCUGUUCCUGGCUACCUCUCACCGAGCGACUUCCUUGGCUUCGUGGGCGAGAAAUGGCGCGGUGAUGUCAGCCACUAUCGUAUGGUCAUGACAAGUCGGAUGAACCGUUACAUGGUCCUUAUGAAGUUUCGAGAUGCGAAGAGGGCCAAGGAAUGGCGCAAGGAGUUUGAUGGCAAGGUCUUCAAUAGUCUAGAGGCUGAGAUCUGUCACGUCACCUACAUCAAGUCCAUCACGGUGGAGACGCCGACAAAGCCUGUUCCACGUUUCUCGGAGCCAUCGUCGUCCGUAUCGAGCUCACUCAAACCCUUCCCGCCCCCCACCGCCGACCUAGUCGAGCUACCUACCUGUCCCGUAUGCUUGGAACGUAUGGAUGACACAACCGGCCUCAUGACGAUUCUCUGCCAGCAUGUGUUCCAUUGCACAUGCCUUCAGACUUGGAAAGGAUCGGGCUGCCCUGUAUGCCGCGCAAGCACCAAACCCGCCCAUCCACCUACAUCAUCACCCUUGGACCAGCCUUUCGGCGCCGGCGUGUCAAAUUUAUGUACCGUGUGCGACGAGGCCUCGGACCUCUGGAUCUGCCUCAUAUGUGGAAACGUUGGCUGCGGUCGCUACAAGGGCGGUCACGCCAAGGAUCACUGGAAAGAGACGGCUCACUGCUUCAGCCUGGAGCUGGAAACACAGCAUGUCUGGGAUUACGCGGGCGACAUGUGGGUGCACCGCCUCAUUAGAGACAAGGGGGAUGGAAAGGUCGUCGAGCUACCGCAACGGCCAUCGCGGGAGGCUGACGACGACAAUGGCAUUUACGACGAGGACGUCGUCCCGCGCGCCAAGCUAGAUAGCAUCGGCCUCGAGUAUACCCAUUUGCUCACCAGCCAGCUCGAGUCUCAGCGCGUCUAUUUCGAGGAGCUAGUCAGCAAGGCGGCGGACAAGGCCUCCAGGGCCUCCGCGUCGGCAGAGUCGGCCAGCCUCGCCGCCGCAGAAGCCAUCCGGCAGCUCAACGAGCUCCGGGCCGAGCACGCGACACAAAAGACCGAGACGCUACCCUCGCUGGAGCGCGACCUGGCGCGCGAGAGGAAGCGGGCUGACAAGGCAGGCGACCUGGCCCGGGCAAUGGGCAAGUCGCUGCAGGAGGAGAAGCGCGUGAGCGAGGGGCUCAUGGCGCGCAUUGAGCACGUCAACCGCGAGCUUGAGGCUGUGAAGAUCGAGAUGGCUAAGCUUAAAGAGGAGAAUGAAGAGCUGAAGGACACGAAUCGGGACUUGACCAUGUUCAUAUCGGGACAGGAGAAGCUCAAGGAGAUGGAGAAUGAGGGUCAGAUCGAGGCUGGCGAGUUGGAGGAGGGUACAGCCAGCGUACCGGAGCAAAAGCGGAAGAAGGGCAAAGGAAAAGCAAAGAAGUGAGCGACAUGGCGACUAUGCCGUGCUUAACUUCCUGUCUGGUCGAACAUACGUCUCAAAUAAUGCGGGCGGAUAUGUCGUAAAUGAUGAACAGUAUGAAGUACAUAGUGAUAAU
Molecule: messenger RNA, 2708 nt
Organism: Pyricularia grisea
Lineage: Eukaryota; Fungi; Ascomycota; Sordariomycetes; Magnaporthales; Pyriculariaceae
Exons: 2
Coding region: 335-2596 (753 amino acids)
Biological process (GO): protein ubiquitination; Ras protein signal transduction
Cellular component (GO): cytoplasm
Molecular function (GO): ubiquitin protein ligase activity; zinc ion binding
Source: RefSeq, a predicted model, not a curated record